AACCGUUGAAUGAUUUCCAAUUCUAUUUGGCUCCUGACUUGCGGAAAUCUUCUCUGCUAAGGAAUCAAUUUCGAAAUCGAUUUCCACAAACUUUCCUAUUAAGAGGCGCCCGAUCGAUCUUUAACAUAUGCCAGAGUUCCGUUUCCGGAUGAUUAUUAUCUCAUAAUUCCCUGGAUUUUUGCGUCUCUUGAAACAACCUAACAAUUUCGAGGGUUUUGUUUCCGUCCUCGAAAAGAUGGGGCAACAGCAAUCCAAGGACGAGCUGCUCUAUCAGCAAGUCAAUUACGGCAACAUCGACGGAAUCAAAGCCCUUUGCAGAGCUGGUGCUCGUCUUGAGUGGAUUGACAAAGAAGGGAAAACCCCUUUGCUUGUGGCCUGCUUGAAUCCUCAACUUUACAAUGUCGCCAAAGCGCUCAUAGAACUCGGCGCCAAUGUCAAUGCUUAUCGGCCUGGACGUAAUGCAGGGACUCCUUUACAUCAUGCAGCAAAAAGAGGCCUUGAAAGUAUUGUCAAGUUGCUUCUGUCACAUGGAGCUAAUCCUUUAGUCAUGAAUGAUGACUGUCAGACUCCCCUUGAUGUUGCUAGAGCUAAAGGUCACUGCAAUGUUGUCCGCGCAAUUGAGAGCCACAUUUGCUUGUUCUCUGGUUGGAUGCGGGAAUUUUAUGGACCAGGGUUUCUGGAAGUAUUUGCUCCUCAGCUGCUUACACGUAAAGUUUGGGUUGUUGUGUUGCCAUGUGGUUCUCGUAAUCCUAAACAGCCUUUCAAAUUGGAGCUCGCAACGUAUGCUAGUUUUCAGGAUGCCCGACCACGCACAGUUUUUGCACUUUGGAAAGCUAAUUUGGAGGAGUCAAAGUUCCAGCGUGCUGAUCCUUCAGUGUCAAUAAUUGAUCCCAACAAAACCAGCAUCAAGCUUGCACCUGCACAUGAAGGUGACAGGCAACAACUGCAGUGGUUUUGUGAUGCUUGCAAAGGAAUUCCACAGGCUAUGCAUCCUGCUUUUCUUCAGAACUCUCAUACUCCAGUUGUUCAUGCAACUGCACCAGCUGCGGAAGAUUUAGAACAGGCAAUGGCAAUCAAUGCAUCCGUCCAAACUGCUACUGCAGAACCACCUUGUUUUGAUGCUCAUUCUGGCACUGAAGCAAGUACAUCCACCAGUUGGAAUAGUUCUGCAAAUUCUGGCAGUCAAAAUGUCUCUGCAACUCAACAGACUCAGGAUAUUGUGAGCCAUAGUGAUGUCACCCAAGCUUCUAAAACGACAAAUAAUUUAGAACAUACACCAGCAUCAGCUCCACCCCUUGGGGAUGAGACUAUAGAAGAUGGUCCAAUUCACUAUCCGUCAAUUGAUUCAAUCCUUGUUGAUUUGUCUUCUCCAACUGUUGAGAAGAUACCAAGUAGUGAAGGAGAAAGGAAAGAGGAUGACGGCUCUUCAUCAUCAUGUGUGAUAUGUUUGGAUGCUCCAGUUGAGGGUGCUUGCGUCCCAUGUGGCCACAUGGUUGGUUGCAUGUCUUGUUUGAAGGAGAUCAAGAAAUGGGGUUGCCCUGUGUGUCGCACCAAGAUUGAACAGGUUGUACGGCUGUAUGCUGUGUAACUAUUGAGGCCCAAUAAGGUGAAACUGUAAAAGGUGAGUUGGCCAAAGUGUUGAAGUAAUUGAAAUUCCUCAAACCAUCAUCUAUGGUACAAUGAGGCGUCCUCUGCAUCUGCGAUGAGAUGCACGAUAUGCGAGACCGUUCAUUAGUUACUCUACUUCUGUUACCUUUCAUGAAAGUGCAGUACAGGAUAUGUUUAUGCUCUAUUGACCAAGUCUGUUAUAUGGUCUAUGAUUGUAUUAGAUUCUUGUUGAUAAGCCAUGUUGAAAUUUGAGAUUGUGAUUCUCUUGUAAAAUAUACCCAUCUGUCUCUUAUUUCAAAAGUUUAUUCUGAGGUUUUUGUUUAUUUACAA
Tripterygium wilfordii is the source of this 1938-nucleotide messenger RNA. RefSeq names its product putative E3 ubiquitin-protein ligase XBAT35. Gene Ontology annotation, molecular function: protein binding. Bases 236 to 1588 code for a protein of 450 amino acids. The record is from RefSeq and is a predicted model, not a curated record. The transcript has 10 exons. NCBI's taxonomy places the organism in Eukaryota, Viridiplantae, Streptophyta, Magnoliopsida, Celastrales, Celastraceae.